UACAACCUAUUCAAGCAGCUCAAGCACCGCGAGACGGGUGGGGGUGGGACUUUGAGAAAAACACGGUGAAACAAGAUAAUGAGUGGUGGAAGAAGGCAAAAGUUGACCUCCCAGGUUGUAGCAAGUUCAAGAAGCAUGGACUUCGUAAUGAACAAGGCUUGCGCCUAUUGUUUGAGGAUAUCAGUGUCGAUGGUAGUGACCAUUGGAACCCCGCAUCUGGCAUGCCUCCCCCCUCUAGUGCAGCAUUAAAAGACGCCUUGAAUGUCGAUGGAAUCACUGAUCUGGAUUUGGAGGAUGAUACCGAGGAGCAAGCAUCUCCGACAAUAGCUAGUGGAUCUAAAGUGAGGCUUGGGAUCACGAUUUCGGAGAAGAACAAGAGACCGAAGACCGCACAAGUGAUGCAGGAGGAGAUUAGAAAGAUUAGUUCCAUUGCCCAUGCUUCACACACAUCGUUUCAGUCUUUCCUACAGAAAGAUGAGACCACCUCUGUUGCCUCUACGAUGGAUUUAGUUCGUGCUUGCAGCGCAAUAGAAGGCACAGAUGAGCACUUCAUUGCUACUGAGCUCUUUAUAAAGAGGGAGCAAAGGGAGAUGUUCCUGCACAUGACAGCUGACUCUCAAAAGGGUUGGUUGCGUAGGAGGUUUGACCUCAAGUAUGGGAACUAGUUUGUUCCAUCUUAUCUAUCGAUAAUAUUUGCUUAUGUUCUAUGCUAUCGAACAAUAUUUAUGCCUAUGUGUUGGCGAACCUAGUAUUAUGUUGUGCUAUCGAAACAA
This is a messenger RNA of Triticum dicoccoides, 773 nucleotides long. RefSeq names its product zinc finger CCCH domain-containing protein 43-like. The coding region runs from base 222 to 665 and encodes 147 amino acids. The transcript has 2 exons. Lineage: Eukaryota; Viridiplantae; Streptophyta; Magnoliopsida; Poales; Poaceae. The record is from RefSeq and is a predicted model, not a curated record.